GAGUUGAUUUUGAUUUUAUUUUGCUCCAGUUUCUGUCAAGCUGUUUUCUGCAGCUACUUCCUGUUGAACAAACAAGACUCGUUGCCAAAAUGGAGUCAAAGCAGCUGAAAAGAAAUGUUGAAUUUCUCCUGGGUGAAUACGUCGGGCAGAAAAUCAGAGAAAAUUCAUUUGACCCCACAGGAAAAGGAGCUUCUACAGUGCUUGAUGACCUGGCUCACUAUGAUCUUGCCAUCAGCGUUGAUGUUUGGUGGCUGCGGGAGGACCCAGGACCCAAAGCACAGGACAAAGAUCUCAUUAGACGGCGCAGAAUUCCAAGAAACUACCAAAUUUAUGGUAAUCGCUUGGCACGCGAGGCCAUGAUCUUGUCAUCCUUUGCUGGCAUCAUCAUGAGCAGCCUGCCAGUGGAGGAGAUCCUGGCUCUUUACAGAUGUAAACCUGUUGCCUCCUACCCUGACACACGCUCCAAGGCCUCCAUUGUGUGUCCCUUCACGCUCUCCUACCACCCAUUGGCCAUGCUGAGCUCUUACAAGGCUGUACAACACUGCAGGAAACACAAUCAAAAGUUGAAACGAUGGCUGUCGGAGAAGACAAAGGCCCAUGUUCCCAGCAGACGAGUCCCAGCACGAUCCAUGUCAUCGUCAUCGCUCGCCUCUUCCCCUCGCUUCAGCGUGGGCGGUGAUGGUGAGGAGGUAACUUGCGGUGUCGCCAGUGUCCUUCUGCAUGACUGACAACGGCUUAUCAAAAUAUGUAUUAACCGUCGAUUAGAACUGAAAUGAUGGAGGGGACCACAUACAGAUUAAAAAUAUAGUCAUUAAAAUGUUAUUGUGAAAAUUAAA
Molecule: messenger RNA, 836 nt
Organism: Syngnathus acus (greater pipefish)
Lineage: Eukaryota; Metazoa; Chordata; Actinopteri; Syngnathiformes; Syngnathidae
Exons: 8
Coding region: 90-728 (212 amino acids)
Source: RefSeq, a predicted model, not a curated record